AUGGCAGAUACGGCCGUCGACACGGAGUGUCUCGCUGAUAUCGAUCGGGAGAAAAUAGUGGCAACCAUUGUGGAUGCACGUACAAGCCACGAGACUACGGGAGACUCCGAGCAACAAGAUUUCGAAUUGCAACUCGAUGAAUCAGUGGAGGCGCAAAGCACGGAUGCAUUAGAUGAGAAAGAUGGCUGUGUCAAGGACAAUGUACAAAUUGAGCUGGAAGCGGAGUUCGACCCCGGAGUACAAGCCGCUUCCAACUCCGUAGAUCAAACAGACUUCGGUGUCACUACUAGUCCUGAAAUAUCGAGUACAGAUGCGAAAGAAUCUCCAGAUGCGAACGAGAGCGGUGACCUGGUCACGAUAACAGUCCUGGAGAAAACCGAAGAGGAGAAACACGAGGAGGUUCUGAACGGAGAAGAUCCGAUUGUGAUUGUGAACCCCGAGGUCGCGAGUCCCAUAUCAUCGGCAGUCCCACUCGAUGAGAGUCACGAGGUAGCUGACUCAAUUGGCAACGAUGAGUUGGGAGGGACCGAGCUCCCAGCGGAUAGCACCUGCAGCAACAGCAAUGAAGAUCGAACACAGCUUCCCGACAGUAGUCCGGACGGCAUCGCCGGUAAACCUGACGACGCCGCCGCUCCUGUGGUCGUCGCCAGCAUCCAUAGUGAGACCACGGCUCCAUCUACCCAGACGACGAACGCCGGGGAAAGCGGUGAACGUUUCCUGAUCAUAAACAGCAAUUCAUCACCAGAACAGACUACUGCAAAUGGCGAGACCGCCCUGCUCCAGAGCAACGCGGACCUCCCGCAGACCUCGGAACAGAUCGAAGUUCCUGUUGACGAAGAAGCAAUAGUACCGAAUCCAAUGGGGGACGACAAGUACAAGGAGAUAGAGAUUCUCGUCGCGGCCUUCGACGGGCUCGAUGAGAACUCUUCCAAUCAGUCCGGGAAUGAUCAAGCGUCCGUAUCACCCGAAACCGUACAACCGAGUCUACCGUCCCAGGAAGCCGAAGUACCUUCAGCCACGCCGGAGCGCAAACCUCUGGCAAAAGUCCCCACGGAGCCGAAAUCCGAGAGGAAGCUCCCCAAGGCGAAGCGGAGCGCGGGUCCUCCAACCAGGAGGGAGUCUUCAAACGCUUCGGACAAGGCGGAGAUUCCCAUCGUUGUCGGCAACGGGAAGCUUCGAGUCCACGGCUAUGAGAAACUGAGUGAGCAAACUGGUUUACCCGAGCUCGUGUUAGUGAAUCGAGAGAUACUCGAGCGCAUCAUAUCCGACCAGGAGAAAACCAUUACGCAGACAAAGAACAAACUCAAGGAAAUGUGUAAAAUGUGCGACGAUCUCCGCAAAGUCGUGCUUUCUAAAGGGCUGAAUACCGUUUUGAGCCCGGAAGAGGCAAAGCUGCCGGUCGACGUAGUGAUCAAAAUGCAGAAACUGCCGCCGCACGUGCCGACGUUUCAGACGGUAAAAGUCGCUCGCACAGCUAAUGGGAAUUAUGAUCUGCACGCGGAAGGCAGAUUCUACAAUCGGGUUCUGCCCGUUAAGAAAUGGCUGGGCGUUGCACAUGCCCCCAAACCUGCCACUCCGCUGGCUCUCGGUGCAAACCGCAAAAUCACCUCGGAUUCCAAAUGCAAGGUGGAAUUUAAUAUCAAAGUUCUGCCGAAGGAUAUCGUGCGAGCUCUCACGAACGGCGACGUGCUCACGGUGCAGCAGAGACAGCGUUUCAUCGACAAGAUCACCGUCGACAUCAUCAAAGCCAAAGGGGUUCCGCAGCCACAACAGAUCCAGGAAAUCGCCAUGCAGGUUGCGAACAUGUAUCCGAGAAGUCUCGUCAUAUUGCCCGAGGGCAAACGAAAGAGCAGCCUCCGCAAGCGAGGGCGCGCCGACGACGAUGACGAGGAAUCGGCGAAGGCUAACGUACCAAAGAGGACGAAGAAGGAUAGUCUGGCUAAAGCCGCCGUUGCCGCCGCCGCCACCGCCGCCGAAAGCCCAGCGGGAGCGUCUCCCAAGCCCCUGACCCCGGGUUCUCCUAACGAUCCUGCCACUACCCCCGGGACGAAGAGGGGCAGAGGCCGUCCGGCGAGGAACCGUACUCCCGGAGUUAGCCCAGAUCCUAAGUCACUCACGAAGACGGCACAAGCGGCUCCGCUAAGCGCAGUUCCUAAGCUGGAAGCCGGCAGCGAUCCUACGGCUGCUGUCAACGGUACGUCGACGCCGGUUCUUAAAAAGAAGGGCGGACGUCCGAGGAAAGCGGUCGCACCUGAGCCAAACCCCAGACACGUGGAGGAGGAGCAAGCCUUGUCUCUCGAAGAGCAGAAGACGUGGCUUCAAGAAGAUGUGAAGAAGCCUAUUGAACAACAAGAUGACGCCAAACAGCUGCGUCUUCUCCAUAACUGUUAUGACAUGCUGUAUCAAGAGAUGGCCGCGAACAACUAUGACUGUGCCGCGACAAUCGCGGAAUGGCCAGUGCUGCGAAAGCCCGAGCAUGUCCUCAGCGUCUUCAAGCGCUUAAAGAAAGUCCAUGGGCGCUUCCAAGAAGCGAUGCGGAAGGAUGCUCCGAAGCUCGUUACAUUUUUGCACGAGAGAGUCAAUACCGACGAGGGGGCGGAAUGGUCGCUGCAAAUUUCGCAGGCGAAGCUGAGCGACCGUUAUCAGUUGCCCGAGGAAGUUGGAGUCAUGCCUCUCUUGGCUCUGAAUUUCGAAGAGGAUUUCUCGCUUCUCUUCAAGCUAGUUCCGGACAAAGAAGCCUUUGACGAUGCAAUAAAACAUGUGGAACCGGUUCCUAUCAUCAUAGGAGUUGGUGAAUCUAUAUUCAACUGCCACUACCACGUCGUCGUUGAGAGACAGCUGUUGUACUCGCCGAAGACAUACCUCGACGCCUUAGAGCUUGUGUACGCAGCCUACUUCGUUUUCAACCUGGCGUAUCCGAAGGAGCUGCUGAACAUGUUCGAAUACGUGCAACGGUAUUACGUCGGAUACAAUCCUCCGAUAAAAAUGGUGACUCUGAGUCACACGAGACCGAAAAUCGCUCUUUUCCUGAAGAAACUCAAAGACUUCGAAAGACUAGAUUGGAACUCAAACAUCAGAGCGAAUUCUCCCGGGGUCCCGUCCGAGUUCGAGAGAGAGUCGGAUCCUGAGGGAGACGAUAUGGACGCAAGCGAAACUGUUCCCGAGGUCAAGCACGAACAAAAAAACAGGAACCUCAGCCCCAACAAUCCUCCGGAGACGAACCGGAUUCAACCUCGAAAAAUGAUCUAGUUGGAGAGCAACCGAUGGAGACAGAUGUUGAUGUAGACAAGGAAAGUCUUGCAAGCGCACCUGAAGAACUGGAAGCCGCCGCUGCGGUCGCGUCGACGACCGCGUGAAGGGACCUGUCAGAUCGUAGCCCAGAUUAGGUGUCUGAGAAUUUUCAAGAAAUGACGAAAAACCUUCGACUAACCUGGGGAAUAGUCCCAGGUUUCUUACUCUGUUGAGGACUUCCGAUGGUGGAAAAGCCGACUGACGUGACGAUUUGACGGUAGCGCUAAAUUCUCCGUGAGACCGUUACCGAGGUCCCGGUCUUGACGGCUUCAAUCGUAGACGGGGAAUGAUUUGGAAGUGGAAUGUUUUUCUCACCUGAAUGUCUAUCGAAUCGUUCACAUCACGACAAGAGAGUCACGCCCCGCAUUAAGAUAUAUAUUUACCAUUAUAUUCGCGCAUCAUGCUGUUCUAAGGGCAAGACGCUCGGACUACACUACAAAACUAAAAUCAAAUGGUUUGAAGACGUUCGUAAACCAAGGUCUCAUUGGUUUGAAAGUAAAGUAUUGUGUAUUCAUCUUGGAACAUUCAAUAAAACCAUAAGUACUUCGAACAA
Galendromus occidentalis (western predatory mite) is the source of this 3844-nucleotide messenger RNA. RefSeq lists its product as uncharacterized. The coding region runs from base 1 to 3249 and encodes 1082 amino acids. NCBI's taxonomy places the organism in Eukaryota, Metazoa, Arthropoda, Arachnida, Mesostigmata, Phytoseiidae. The record is from RefSeq and is a predicted model, not a curated record. The transcript has 12 exons.